Messenger RNA from Nothoprocta perdicaria, 1617 nucleotides. RefSeq names its product keratin, type II cytoskeletal 5-like. The transcript has 9 exons. Gene Ontology annotation, biological process: keratinization; intermediate filament organization. Gene Ontology annotation, cellular component: keratin filament. The record is from RefSeq and is a predicted model, not a curated record. The coding region runs from base 1 to 1617 and encodes 538 amino acids. NCBI's taxonomy places the organism in Eukaryota, Metazoa, Chordata, Aves, Tinamiformes, Tinamidae. Gene Ontology annotation, molecular function: structural constituent of skin epidermis.
AUGUCUCGCCAGUCCACCGUGCGCAUCCAGAGGGGACGGAGCGGCUUCAGCGCCGCUUCCGCUGCUGUCCCGACCAGCUGCCGCACCAGCUUCAGCUCGCGCUCCGUCACCCGCGUCGGGGGCUGCGGCGCUGGCAGCGGCUUCGCCAGGCUCGCUGGCGGCUUCGGAAGCAGGAGCCUCUACAACGUUGGCGGAUGCAAGAGGAUCUCCGUGGCUGGACGGGCUGGUGGCUUCUAUGGAGCCGCAGGUUUUGGUGGUGGCGCUGGUAGCGUGUACGGUUGCGGUGGUGGCUUUGGCAUGCCAGGUAGCGCUGGCUACGGAUACGGUGCGUUUGGGGGUGGCAUGGGUGGAUUCCCAGCUGGGGGCAUCCAGGAAGUCUCAGUCAACCAGAAUCUCCUGAAGCCGCUCAACCUGGAGAUUGACCCCAGCAUCCAGAGGAUCCGAAAGGAGGAGAAAGAACAAAUUAAAACCCUUAACAACAAAUUUGCUUCCUUCAUUGACAAGGUCCGAUUCCUUGAGCAACAGAAUAAAGUGCUGGAGACAAAGUGGAGCCUCCUUCAGGAGCAGGGAAUGAAAACAGUUAAAAACAACAUUGAGCCACUCUUUGAGACUUACAUCAACAACCUGAGGAUGCAGCUGAACAGCUUGCUGAGCGACAAGGGCCGGCUGGAGGGGGAGCUGGUCAACACACAGUACCUGGUUGAGGAUUUCAAGAAGAAGUAUGAAGAUGAAAUCAACAGGCGCACAGUGGCAGAGAACGAAUUUGUGACACUUAAGAAGGAUGUGGAUGCUGCCUAUAUGAACAAGGUGGAACUACAAGCCAGGGCAGAUGCACUGUCUGAAGAAAUUAAUUUCCUGAGAGCCCUCUACGAAGCAGAACUGUCUCAGAUGCAGACACAAAUCUCCGACACCUCUGUUGUUCUCACCAUGGACAACAACCGAAACCUGGACCUGGACAGCAUCAUCUUGGAAGUCAAAGCGCAAUACGAAGACAUUGCCAACAGGAGUCGGGCUGAAGCCGAGUCCUGGUACCAAACCAAGUACGAAGAGCUGCAGGCUACGGCUGGCAGACACGGGGACGACCUCCGCAACACCAAGCAGGAGAUCACCGAGCUCAACCGCCACGUCCAGCGCCUGCGCUCCGAGAUCGACAGCGUGAAGAAACAGUGCGCGAACCUGAAAGCGGCCAUCGCGGAUGCUGAGGAACGUGGCGAGAUGGCCCUCAAGGACGCCAGGGCCAAACUGGCCGAGCUGGAGGAUGCUCUGCAACAGGCCAAGGCCGACCUGGCCCGGCAGCUCCGCGAGUACCAGGAGCUCAUGAACGUCAAGCUGGCCCUGGACAUCGAGAUCGCGACCUACAGGAAGCUGCUGGAGGGAGAGGAGUGCAGGCUGGCUGGAGAAGGCGUGCCGGUGAAUAUCUCGGUGACCAGAACAACUAUCGGAGCGGGGUACGGAGGAGGGAGCAACCUGAGCGUGGCCGGCGGGGUCUGCAGCAUGGGCAACGGCUUCAGCUGCGGCAGCGCUCCUGGAGUCAGCAGCCACGUCCUGGCAGGGGGCAGCGGCUCCAGCGUGAAGUUUGUCUCAACCUCCUCGUCCAGAAGAAGCUACCGGAGCUAA